AUGGAAUUCGGGAGUUGUCCAAGUUCGUAUGCGUUGAAGUUGGCAACUGUGGGUGAGAGUAAGCACAGCUCACAACGUGAAUCCGUGUGCAUGGCCGUCCGUGGUGGUGCCGCAAUGUGGACAACCGUGUGCUUGGCCGUCUGUAGCGGUGCCUCAUUGCGAGAAGCCGUGUGCUUGGCCGUCUGUAGCAGUGCCGCAAAGUGGCCAGUCGUGGGGAUGGCCGUCUCUGUGGUAGAGGAAAACCACGACUGUUUUUAUGUUUGCACCGUAGUUUGUGAAGAAGUCUCCACCUUCCUUGAAAUUGGAGGAGCUGGUUGA
Echinococcus granulosus is the source of this 318-nucleotide messenger RNA. RefSeq lists its product as hypothetical. The record is from RefSeq and is a predicted model, not a curated record. The coding region runs from base 1 to 318 and encodes 105 amino acids. Lineage: Eukaryota; Metazoa; Platyhelminthes; Cestoda; Cyclophyllidea; Taeniidae. The transcript has a single exon.